AUGAAACCACAAUUGCCAAAAUUAAAGAAGGGGCAGAAGCAAAGUGAUGCUUCGGAUGAUGACAUUGUCAAGGAUUUAAAAACUCAACCACUAGAAAGUUUGUUAAGUGAUCUUGCUCUUUAUAAAGGAGAUGAGAUUGAAGUUCUAACCAAAGAAGAACCAACCUUGUCUUUAACUAAUUUAGAUAAAAACGAGUGGGGAGUAAUUAAGCAAAAAGUGUUUGCUGAUCUAUAUGGUUCUUGGGAAAACACCGCUGAGGAAGGACAAAUAGUCAAUUUAAGCGAAAAAAUAAGUGCGGAUUCAGAAGAUUUAGUAGUUAGCGAAGCAGAUAUUGAUAAAACUGCAUUUUCACCUAGCGCUAAACAACAAGCUAAAUGGAAAUUACAGGAAAAGAAAAUUGAAUUGAUGCCAGAAACUACGGACCAAACCAACCCAGCCGAUUACACGAUGGCUUUAAUGUUUGCUGAAAGCUUUGGUAAAACAGUAGCUCAAGAAAUGCUACCUAAAGUUAUCGCUGCAAUCACUAAGGACACCAUGGAAGGUUAUCGAAAUUUAGAUCAAGAGUGGGGUCAAAACCUAGUUGAGGAUGAUGGAACUUAUUUAAAAGGUAUUCGUGGAGCAGCAAAGUUUGAGCAAAUUGAAAAACAACAGCAAAAAAAUUACGAAAAUAAAAAAAAUAGUGAAGCGGUAAAAGAAAUAAAAGUUAAAGAAGGGACAGAAUUAAAAGGAGGAUUGGAGAUUAAGGAUUAUCCUGAUUUAGAAGCUAUUUUUUUACCUUUUACUAAAGAAAUAACUACUUUAACUAUUGGUAGUUGUCCUAAAAUUGAGGUGAUUUUUGUUCCGGGGAAUAAGAUUACGAAGAUUGAAGGGCUUAAAGAUUUGACUCAAUUAAGAGAGUUAAACUUUGGUGAAAACCAAGUAGAAGAGAUUGACGUUAGCAAUAAUAACAUUUUAGAAGAUCUUUCUUUGCAUAAGAAUCCAAAAACUUUUAAGUUUACUGGUGAUACUCUUCCAAUUGCUAACAUUUUGGAGGGGUUGAGUGAAAAUGAUUUGAAAGAGGUGGCCGACAAGUUAGGAGUGAAGACGGAAAACAAGCCAAAAGAGGAUAUUAAGAAAGAGAUAAUUGCAGAAAUAGAAAAGAAUAACCAGAACAAAGAGAAAUUGAAAGAUCCUAAAACUGGCAUACCGGAUUUAUUGAAUGAGAAUGGUGAAAUUGACAAAGAUAAAUUAGAGAAAUUAAAGGACGAUGCUAAAAAGUAUGAAGCUUUGGUAGCUGAGCCGAAAAAUGAUCCAGUUAAAAGUGCAGGCAAAAAGGAUAUUGAACAAGCAGAAUUAACUAAGUUAAUCGAAGCGGUUGAAAAAAUUAAAAAUGUGCUAGGAGUGAGUCCUAAUAAUCCUUUACCAAAUGAUUGGGAAAAUAAAUUAGAUGAUCUAAAAAAUAGACCAACUCGGGACGAUUUAAACAAUGCAGUAAAAAAUGCAGAAGAAAAGUACAAAGAUUACAUUAAUCCAAAUAGUCCUGGCGAUAAAAACAAAUUAGAGCAAGCUGCUAAAGAUGCUGGUUUUAUUAAUCCCGCGGACAGUAGUGCUUUGGAAAAAGCGGCCAAUGGACAGGGUAAGACGGUAAUCAGUCAAACAGAUUUAAAUAAUCUCAGAAAUAAUCAAGAGAAGCAUAAACCAGAAGACCUAGAAAAACAUAAACCAGGCGAUUUAAAGCCAGUUGACUUACCUGCUAAUUGA
Messenger RNA from Funneliformis geosporum, 1740 nucleotides. The record is from the annotation of a GenBank genome assembly. Lineage: Eukaryota; Fungi; Glomeromycota; Glomeromycetes; Glomerales; Glomeraceae.